AUGAACAGCUGCCGCGUCCUGGUGGGUUUGGCCGCCGAACGCGCCCCCCAAGCCCCUCUCGUUCCCCGGCGCAAUUAUGGUUCCUCGGCCUGGGCGAACCCCUUGCAGCGGCCCCGAACCGCCGCCGCGCAGCCGCCAUUAGCCUUCGACAGGGUACACUGCUACCCCAAACACCCUCCCCGCUCCCCAAGAUCCCAACGAUGCUUCCACAUCACCCCCCAAACCCACCGCGACCGGCACCCGCGAACCUUCCACCUCACCGACCCACAACCCCCCUCCAUCCACCCGCACUCCUCCUCGCCCACCUCGCCGCCCCUCCCCGAACAAUUCCGCAGCGUUAUGCGCCUGCUCACGCACCCCGUCGUCGUCUGCACCUCCACCCACCCACCACCACCCACAUCCACACCCACACCCAACAGCGACCCAAAACCCUCCCCACCACCACCACCACCACCACAAGGCACCCCCCGCGGCAUGACCAUGUCCUCCUUCACAUCCCUCGCGCUCUCCCCCACCCCCGUCGUCAGCUUCAACAUCGCGACGCCCAGCCGCACGCUCGACGCGGUGGCGGCCAGCGGGCGGUUCAACAUCCACGUGCUAGCGGACGACGUGGCGGGGGCGCGCGUGGCGGAUUGGUUUACAGGGGGGAAUGCGGAGAGGCGGGGCGCGUUUGAGAGGUUGGUUGGGAAGGGACAGGGUGGGGAGGGGGAUAUGGUUGUUGGUGGGAGUGAUGGGGAGGCGCCGGUGCUUGAGGGGGAAGGGGUGCUGUAUGUGCUGAGGUGUAGGUUGCUUGAUGAUGAGCCUACCAAGGGGUUGGUGAGGGUGAGGGAUCAUGUCAUUGUGCUUGGGGAGGUGCUGGAGAUUGUGGAGGGGCCGGGGGCGCAGAGGGAGAGGGAAGAGAGGUUUGGGUUGUUGUACGCUGAUAGACGAUACAGGCAGCUUGGGGGCUGUAUCACCCCCGAAAAGGAGCUUAUAAAGUCAUAG
This is a messenger RNA of Chaetomium globosum CBS 148.51, 984 nucleotides long. RefSeq lists its product as uncharacterized. Gene Ontology annotation, molecular function: riboflavin reductase (NADPH) activity; FMN binding. Bases 1 to 984 code for a protein of 327 amino acids. Lineage: Eukaryota; Fungi; Ascomycota; Sordariomycetes; Sordariales; Chaetomiaceae. The transcript has 2 exons. The record is from RefSeq and is a predicted model, not a curated record.